AUGACUGCGACGGCCGCUCAACACGGCUCGACCACACCGCGAGGCAGCAGGUCCAGGUCUAGGUCUGACAGCCUUCAGAAGAUGCUUGAGCUGGAACAUGCCCGGAAGCUCGAGCGUCUUCAGGGGCACCAGUCCAUGCCCGUCUACACACAUCCCUCUCACCUGGCGUUUCAGCAGGUUCUGCAGCAUCAUGUAAAUCAAGGUCGCCCUCCCCAGUCUCCGCCGAGACUCAGUCCUUUUCCCACCAUCAGUCCUCCGCCGCCCGUGAAGCCUCUCGUCCCACUGCAGUCUCGCCGGAGGGAGUCAUCUGUGCAAAUUCCCGUCAAGAAGACAGACCUGCCGCCCUCUGCCAUGAAAGCUGCCCGCCGAGCCACCGCCUUGCCUUCUCUGUCCAUCUCUGUGCCGCCUCCGCCCUCAAAUACCAAGACACAGAUCGAUCGCGAAGCGGAGCGCAAGGAGGCUGUCGAGCACAAGCACAAGACAGUCACGUUUCUGGACGUUGACGUCCUCGAGGAGCCUACCGCGGACGACGCAUCCUCCAUCUGCCACUCCCCGAGCUGGGAGUCCUUUGGCCAGAACAAGAAGAAGGAGAAGAAGAACGAGGCCAAGAUGCGCAAGAAGGAGAAGGAACAGGCCGAGAAGCAGGUUGAGAAGGAGGCCAAGUCUGUCAAGAAGAUGCUGGCUGCCAAACUCACCAAGACUCCCCCGUCAAGACCUCCGAAUGCCUCAAGGUCCAUCUCAAGCCCGACCACGUUUGCCGACGACCGACUUCGCUCGUCAAGCGCUCAAGCUUUUUACGAGCCGCCUCCGCCAAUCCGUCCCCAGCACACCAGACAGCGAUCUGACUCGGUAGCGAUGCAGCUGAAGGCUGCGUUGACGGGUUACAAGACGCCCAGUCAGUCUCAACCCGACGAGAGUCACGGUUUCAUCGGCGGCUUGAAACUGGAGCAGAAGAGACAGGCAGCUGCUGGGAUGCCUCUGAGAAAGCCUGUUCCGCCGGCUUCUCUGGCGCACCAAAGAGCAAAUUCAUUCGGGCCCGAGGUGAUGGUGACGCCACCGGCGUUCACGGCUCCUAGCCUCCUACGAUCUACUUCAUACGGGCUGGAGGCCGAGAUAAACAAGCAUCAAGAGGAUGACGCGUUCGCUCCGAGGACACCACGAGUUGCUUCAAUGCAUGUGCCUUCUUGGUGUCAACCUCUGGUGUCUCCUACGGCACCACCCGUGCCGGAUGGAGGCAACCUCCAGCAGUGGAAAUCCAACGCGGCACAACAGCAAGACUCUGCAGUCGCCGACGACGACGAUGAGUUGGAGCCUCCCCCUGCACUGAGCGAGUUCGUGCUCGAGCAAGAACGAGGUCGACGGAGGGAGAGCUACGUCCACCAGUCCCGCCAGCAGAGCAGAGAACGGUCCAUCAACGGCUUCAAGGACGAGACCCGUGUCUCGUCAGCCAAGUCCCACUAUCCUCCCCAGACUAACCGACAACACCAAUCUAGCUCCCACUCAUCGCCUUCCAACAGCAGUACUUUGAGUGGCAACUAUCCACCGCGCAGUGGCUCCACGACCAGCCUUAGCGCUCACAAUGAUCAGUCGUCCCAAGCAGAAGACUUCACGAUCACCUUCCGUCUCCCCUACACGCCCCCUGCUCAUGGCAGUCCCAAUCAAGGGUCGUUUGACCGUUCAAUUUCGCAAGGACCACCGGCGUCCAGGCUGAUACCGAAGGAGAUACCUCUCCCUUCCGUGAGGUCAUCGUCGCGUGAGAAGCCUCCAUCCACACCAGGAGCCGCAAUCAGGAGCUUCAAAGAUGCGGCCAAAGCAGCUUUCUACAAAGUAUCGUCCCCCGGACCCUCCAGGCCCCCAGUCUCCAACUAUUUUACACGUGCCGUCCGCGAAAACACCAUGACACCCGACUCGCCAUCGAGCUCACGGUACUCGACCGACGAGCCCUCGCCAUUACCAGCUGAGCCUGUCCGGCCGUUUGCCGCGUCUGGCGAGUCCAGCAUGCCGUCAAGGGAUUCGUCGGCUCGUCCGACUGAUAGGUCAUCCAUGUCGUCGUGUGAUGAAGGUUUGCCUACCUCAUCUACAGCCACGACCCCGGAUUCCUCAAGGCCCCAGUCGGAGAAGGGGUUGAUGCCGGUGGAUGGAGAAGUAGGAAGAGUGGACAACGCGACUGUGUUGGUCUCGGACGACUCGAGAUCGUACAGACUCUCUCACACGGCCCUGCUGGCAUGCUCGCCAACUGUCUCGAACCCAAGGAUCAGUCUCCCCCCGCAGAUUCCAGUCCAGAACCACGAGGCUCAUCUCAACGAGCUGGAGGCUCUUGUUACGGAGAAGUUCGGCAGGAAUGCUAGUGUCGCCGAUGCUGAGGACAGUGACUCGUCCCAGAGCUAUCCCACUCCUACACACACAGAGAGUUCAGUGUUUCCCUCGCCGCUGACGUCUGCAUCUCUCACGAGCCCGCAGGAGUACGACCAGAGGGAACAGAGGCAGGCAGAAAACGUCGCUGCGCCGGUGCAAGAUGCGCCAUCUUGUGCAGUUCAGCGUCAACCGAGCUUGACUAAGAGUCGCUCGAGCCCUGAUCUUGUCCUCGAUACAAGUUUCCUUCCGAAGCUCAAGCACCAGCCUCUAGUGCCCCGGGCACUUAUUCCGGCCCCGCCACCUCGCUCAUCUAAGCGCGGAUCUGUCAGUAACCUGGCCGGCAAGGCAGCGACUCAAGCAGCACAACCAUCGGAUGCGGCAUGGAGAAAGUCGGCUGUGGCUCUCAAGGCUCCCGCGAACCCUUCGAGUUACCUCGAGGAGGCUCGCAAAUCCAUGCAGGGUCCGCCUGGCCCACCACGAUCCAAUCGCGUAUCACGCGCGUCCAUUGUACCUCCCAACGGCGCCCCCGAACCGGUUGCCAAGAUGCUGGUGGAGUGCUGCAGCUGCAAAUUUCUGCACGACAUGCCGAGCAAGGUCUACGAAUGCAUGGCGAACCCCGAAGGAAAGGUUGAAGACCGGAAGCUUGGGGUCAGCGGUGUCAUCUCGACGACGGUCAAAUGCCCGUGGUGCUCUCACGGAAUGACAACGCGAUGCUGCGCAGGAUACGCGGCAGUCAUCUAUCUCAAGGAGAAGCUGCACUAA
Colletotrichum spaethianum is the source of this 3117-nucleotide messenger RNA. RefSeq lists its product as uncharacterized. The record is from RefSeq and is a predicted model, not a curated record. Lineage: Eukaryota; Fungi; Ascomycota; Sordariomycetes; Glomerellales; Glomerellaceae. The transcript has 2 exons. Bases 1 to 3117 code for a protein of 1038 amino acids.